CAUCGUCACAUGACGUUAUUAAAAACUCAAAAGCUCAGAGUGCAGGUGAAGCUAGCGGAUGGAGCCGCCGCCUGUCAGUCAAAGAGGCCACGCCCCAAACUUUCAGCCUUAAUACAAUUUAAGAAUAGAACAGAAUAGAGUUUAUUUUAUUUUUAUUGUCAUUUUGUUCCAAGCCAACUGUGCAGGAAUAAAUAACACACAGGAGAGAAAAUAAAGGCACACAAUGGAGGGCAAGGGGCAAAUUAAUGCAGUUCAUUUAAUCCGCAACGGAACUCGCACAGUAUUCCCGACAAAAUAAAAGCAUAGUUGGGUUUUGAAAUUUCCAGUAAAGGACAAAACUUUUCAAACAAAGAUAAAUGUGUUAAAAUUGCGUUACAUGAAGCAGAUAUCCACAAAAAAACGUCCAGUGUAUGCUCGCUCCCUGUUCAUUUCCCCUGACAUGGUGCUGAUAUAACGGUUUCAUUUCAAACACUAGGAUUUGUAGGCUUUAUUUUGAAAGGUAUGACCGGAUGUGUAUGCGUGUGAUUUUCUCGGACGUACGGCGCUCGUGCUUUCUCAGCAUCGCAGUGUGAGCAGGUAAAUCUUUGUGGUUGAACCCCCAUCGCUGAGUCCAGUAUGAGGCCCGCGGGGCUGACGGGGUCCGGCCGGGAGGAGCACUGAGGAGCCGAGAGGCCUGCUGGGAGGCCCGGAGCGCCGCAGGAGUCAGGCUGACGGACCAACCAUGUGGGAAAACAUGCUUCUGCUACUGAUCCACGCGGUGGAAGCUGCAGUGGCAUCUCAGUGCUGGCAGGGGGCGACCUUCUCCGAGGCCGUGGUGUCUCCUGUGGUCGAGAGCAGCGGUAUUCUGCGGGUGCCCAGUGUGUCGUCCCUGCCGCAGUGCGUGGCGGCAUGCUGCGACCUGCCCGGCUACGACUUGGCGUGGCUGUUCGAGGGCCGCUGCUACGUGCUGAGCUGCCAGCAGAGGGAGAACUGCCAGCCCCGGCAGACGCCUGGCGCCGACUCGUUCCUCGCCUUCCUGCGACGCCCGUCCCCGCAGACACUGGUGCUUCAGUCCCUGGUGAGGGGGGAGCCCUACGGCGGGCGCUGGAGGCCCCUCUCACGCUCGUCUGAGGCGCCCGGCGACUUGGAGGCCCUGAAAGAUCUCUCCCUGUUCGACACGCCACAUCGAGGCUUCCCAGACCCCGGGAUGCUGGAUGUCGAGUACUCAGAGGACAGCCAGGAGGAGAGGGGUGGAGCCAGCCCAGAACAGGAGACCAAUCAGCCACCUUUGAAAGGGGGGGGCAGCUUCAAUCAAUCAGAGGCUGAGUAUGGUCCAGAGAGGAGGCCGACAGAGAGCAGCGCGGCCCCGGGCGUGCGCCAGGGAGAGGAGGGUGGGGCCAAGAGACCGACGGAGGUGGCGCCACAGGAAUCAACGCAGAGCAGCUCCACCUCUCCACCCCUGACACCCGAGACCAGCUCAGAGCCAGCCCACACCUCCAGCAGCCCCACAGCAAACCCAGCUCCACCCCUGCUGGUGUCUCUUGGAAACCCCGUAGAGGCGACCACAGUGAAACCCACCACUCCAGCUGCUCCUGAACAUACCAGCAGACCCACGUCAGACGCUGUGAAGAUGCUUCAGUCUGCAGCCGGAACUCCACCUUCCACCACCCACCUGACUGUGACCUCUGACCUUACUACCCCGACCUUGUCAGCAGCCAGCUUUAACCCUACGACGGCGACUGAGUCAGCAGCUUCAGCGUCGGUGUCACAGGUUGGAGGGUCAAACCGUGGUCCGGUGGCCGUCGUGGGCCCCGACAGGAGCCUGUCUCUCCCGGUGAGCAGCUUGCUGCUCAACGGCAGCGGCAGCAGUGACGACAGCGGCAUCGUCAGCUACCGCUGGGAGGCGGUCAGCGGGCCUCCCGGGCUGAGGCUGGACGACGCAGAUCAGCCCGUCGCCACAGCCUCGGGGGUUCGGGCGGGGCGCUACACCUUCAGACUGACCGUCUCUGACCAGGAGGGGGCGACAGACAGCGCCUCGCUGACCGUCAAAGUCCCAGAAGCCGGUAGUUUUCUUCCGGUCGCCCACGCCAGCGGCAGCCACUCGGUCACUCUGCCCAACAACUCUCUGGUCCUCAGAGGUUCGGUGACCAACGCCGAUCAGACCGCGGUGCACUUCCUGUGGACCCGGGACAGCCAGAGUCCUGCUGCCGGGGACGUACUGUACGGCUCGGAUACUCAGCCCUCGCUCUACCUCGCCAACCUGGUCGAAGGCACCUACCUGUUCCAGCUGAAGGUGACCAACGCGCAGGGGCGCUCCGGCUCCGCCACGGCCACUGUGGAGGUGCGACCAGAGCCCGGCGGCGGCGAGCAGGUGGAGCUGGAGAUGCUGGUGUCGGUGUCUCAGGUGAGCGUGGCUCAGAGAGACACUGUGGUCCGACAGCUCGCCGCUCUGAUCCACGUCCUUGACAGCGACCUCCACGUGCGAGCGCUGCAGGGACACUCCCACAUCAGCACCGUGUUGCGGUUCUCCGUGCACGGCGCCUCGGGGCCCCUCUCUGCCUCCCGAUUGGUCGGCGUGCUGCGCAGCCAGCUGCUCUUCGAGAAAAGCGACUACCUGCUGUUCAGAGUCCUGAGGGUGGACACCGUCUUGUGUCUGCUCAGCUGUUCGGGGCGUGGUCAGUGCGAUCCAAUCACCAAGCAGUGUGCCUGCGACCCCUUCUGGACCGAGAACCUGAUUCGUCGUUACCUUGGCGACGGAGAGAGCAACUGCGAGUGGAGGGUCCUGUACGUCAUCCUGACCAGCUUCGUGCUCGUCGUCCUCAUCCUGUCGCUCGGCUGGACGUUCAUCUGCUGCUGUAAGAGGAGACGACAGACCAAAGCGAGGAAGAAAACCAAAUACACCAUCUUGGACAACAUGGACGAGCAGGAGAGGGUGGAGCUCCGCCCCAAAUUCAGUAUCAAGCACCGCAGCACGGAGCACAACUCCAGCCUCAUGAUGUCCGAGUCGGAGCUGGACAGCGACCAGGACACUAUCUUCAGCCGCGACCGGCCGGUCCGCAGCAGGAACCGCAUCAGCACCAUGGCUGCCCGCAACGGCGACGCCUUCGGAUGACGGGGCGGCCGACCUCUCGCAGACGCAGAAUGGUGCAUUCUGGGAUGUGUAUGAGGGACCACAUUACCCAGUUUUCAAGAGAAUGCUAACAUGUCCCAUUUCAAAGGACGCAAGGAACUCGAGACCUGGAGGACGGACGCGCGUCUGCUCGGACAUAAGAGGAAGAGCAAGAGGGCGGGACACAUCAAGCAUCGCACCACCGCCACGUGCCCGAUUCACAGCUGUGAGCUCGUUAGCUAACAGAGCGCUCACCAGGAAACACGGCAGAGUCAGCUGACGACGGCGUCCGAUCACACGGUCGUGGUUCGUUUGAGCCCGGGUCACAGACGCCGUCCACCGGGUUAAACAUCAUCAACGUUUGUUGGCUAACGAGAAGCAGCGUGUGAAUCAGAGACGAAGGAUGUGAGCCGACACCUCGGACAUAAACACACCAACACAGAAGUAACACAAACUCGUCUUUAAUGUGGUCAGAAUACAAAACGCACACAUGAACUUUGACCCCAUCAGCUAAAGUCACAGACAAACAUCCAGGUAUUAAACUGCUACGAGAGCGUUUCACAUGUAGACGAGCCGAGUCGACAGGUUUGCACCCGUUCGUGUUUUCAUGGCUCGAUGCGGCGCCGGCUGUCGCUCUGUCGGCUUCGCUUCCAAAGGCGCGUCGCUCAUCACGCACAAUUUCUUUAGGAAUGAAUCAAGUUUCACGAUUCAGGAGGAUUCAUGCGAGUUGGAAGCUUUAUGGACACUCGCUGCGCCGCGGGUGAAGCAGAAAAUAAUUUUAAAAACAAGUUUCAUCACAAUGUGGCGGUUUGUUAGCCCCUCCCCUUCAGUUUACAAUCCCUUAACACUGAUAGCCAAUCACAGCAGACAGGGCAGAUAAACGGACUGAGUAGCGCCUCCUUCUGGUGUGAGUUUGGGCAGUCCAACCAGUCUGAGACGGGUUCAGAUAAGUUUAAGCGUCGCGCUGGUGCCGAGUGUGUGAGCGUAGAAGCGACAGCUGAUUCAAAAUGUGAUUUACAAAGUCCGGGUUGGACGUUUUUGAUCCUGCAUGAAUUCAAACUUUAUUGAAGGAGUUAUCACGUGUUAAUAAAAGAAUCCGACCACCUCCACCGAGUCACAGCUUUUGUACCGCCUCCUCUUCCUCCUCACGGUUUGAGGCCUCCAAAGCACACGUACUUCACUUCCAGGUACUCGUCGACGCCGUACUUGGAGCCCUCGCGGCCCAUGCCGGAUUCCUUCACCCCACCAAACGUGGCCUCUGGCGUGGACAGCAGCCCCUCAUUGACGCCGACCAUCCCCACCUCCAACGCCUCCGCCACCCGCCAGAUCUGACUCACAUCCUGUGAGUAAAAGUAACCUGAGAACAAAGGAGGAGGUUAGAGCUAUGAGGCGCCGCCACGUGAACCUUUCUUCUACAGGGUCAAACGUUAAAGUCUAAUUUACAGCUCUGAGUCCUGCUCUCAGAAACCGACACGUCUGCGACGACGCAUGAACAGCCCGCGAUCUGCAGUCUAGGAACCAAUCGGCUGCAUGCACGCAGGUGGACUCACCUGCCAGCCCGACACUGGUCGCGUUAGCAAUAGCCAGAGCCUCCUCCUCCGUGUUGAACCUGCAGAUCAGACACAGGCGAGCUCAGACGGCUUCACCAUAAACAAGAAUCUGCGUCUAGCCGGGAUUAAACCCGCAGAUCAACAAAUCCCGUCUCGAUCAUCUGUCUGGACUCACCUGAUGACGGGCACGAGCGGCCCGAAGGUUUCCUCCUUCGUGCACAGCAUGUUGGCGGUGACGUCGGCCAGCAGAGUCGGCUCCAUGAAGGAGCCAUCGAGACGCUUCCCGCCUUUUACCACCUUCGCCCCGCGGGACACGGCGUCCGAAAUCUGAUGUAGCACCUGGGAGGCAGACAGAGCGUUCAGCGGCGUGCUGGUGCGGUCUUUAAACAAACUUCAGUCAUUUAUCGUCGGCAGUAAUGUGGUGUCAUGUAAUUAAUAUAUCCUUAGUAUCCUUAUUUUAUUGCUUUAUGUAUUUUAAUAAUGAAGGUUUGUAGACUCACAAACUAAGCACUCAGCCAGGCUGAAAACAGGAAGUGUAGAGCUGUACAGCAUGUUAAUAAAUACAGGAAGCCAGACAGAAAAGAGGAAGUUUGCCAUAUAACAAUGUUUGUAUUGAAACUGUGACGUGUAAAGUACCAAAAUAACACCUAUAUGAGGCACAGGUUAUGAUUCUAAUGUUAGAGAUGCUGCAACUGGCGUCUGGGCAGUGCAGGCGUCUCUUCAGAAGAUGGUUGAAUAAAAGAAAUAAAUGUUC
Molecule: messenger RNA, 5392 nt
Organism: Haplochromis burtoni (Burton's mouthbrooder)
Lineage: Eukaryota; Metazoa; Chordata; Actinopteri; Cichliformes; Cichlidae
Product: KIAA0319 ortholog
Exons: 16
Coding region: 722-3091 (789 amino acids)
Cellular component (GO): cytoplasmic vesicle; plasma membrane
Source: RefSeq, a predicted model, not a curated record